Messenger RNA from Corticium candelabrum, 3989 nucleotides. Its product is annotated as lysosomal alpha-mannosidase-like. Lineage: Eukaryota; Metazoa; Porifera; Homoscleromorpha; Homosclerophorida; Plakinidae. The record is from RefSeq and is a predicted model, not a curated record. Gene Ontology annotation, biological process: mannose metabolic process. The transcript has 39 exons. Gene Ontology annotation, molecular function: alpha-mannosidase activity; carbohydrate binding. Bases 27 to 3788 code for a protein of 1253 amino acids.
GCGGUGACGUUUCUCAAGCUGCAAACAUGAUGUGUGACUACUUUCUUCCGUUGUUACUUGCUAUUUGCGUCUUUCGCGUUUCAUACGGAUCUGGCGCGGUGAAGGAUGGCGAGAAUUAUAUCAAUAUUUGGAUUUUGCCUCAUACUCAUGAUGACACGGGAUGGGUGAAAACGGUCGAUGAAUAUUACGUCCAACAAGUGCACUGGAUUCUUGAGACAGUGACUCAAGCCUUAUUGGAAAACCCCGAACGUAGGUUUAUGUAUGUGGAAAUGGCUUUCUUUCAUCGAUGGUGGAAUGAAAUUGAUAAUGAUAUGAAGCAGAAAGUGCUACAUGUUAUUCGAAAUGGGCAGCUGCAAUUGAAUUUAGCUGGGUGGUGUAUGAAUGAUGAAGCAGCAACUCAUUAUGCUGGUGUUAUUGAUCAGAUGACAGAAGGUGCAAUGUUUGCUAUGGAGGAACUGAAAAACAGAUCCACUGUAUGUGUCCAAGAGCCUGAUAUAUUUGCAAGGUCUUGCUUGCAUAAGAAAGUUUGGUUUAUUAAGGUUGGGUGGCACAUUGAUCCAUUUGGACACUCAUCAGUUACUCCGUCAUUAUGGGCUGAUAUUGGUUUUAAUGCAUUCAGCAUCAGUCGCAUCAAUUUUCAGGAUUUGGAGCGGAGGAAAAGUCAAAAGCAACUUGAAUUUGUGUGGAGGGGCUCCAAGACACUGGGAAAAUCACGAGAUAUGUGGACUCACAUCCUUGAUAGUCACUACUGUACUCCUCCUGAAUGUGCAUAUGAUACCAACCUGUAUGUUCAGAAUGAUCCAAGCUUGCCUUCGUAUCACCCAAACAUUGAGGAUCAAGCUGAGUCGUUUGUCAGUAUGGCAAGAGACAGAGGUGAUUGGUACCGACACAACCACAUUCUAAUUCCAUUUGGCUGUGACUUUGCACAUGUGAAUGCCGAAAAAAGUUUUAUUCAGAUGGAUGAGCUAAUGGCAUAUGUCAAUAACGACAGUUCAUUUCAAGCCACUGUACGGUAUGGUACUUUGGAUGACUAUACAAGAGCUAUCCACUCUCUUGGUUUAACAUGGGAUGUUUAUGAAGAUGACUUUUUUCCUUAUGUCUCAGGACCUGAAGCAUACUGGACUGGCUUUUACACAAGUAGGCCUCAAUUGAAAGGAUACGUUAGGUCAAUGAGAGCCUUUCUUCAAGGUGCAGAAACUUUGUAUUCGCUUGGCGCUCAAGUUCUUAUUCUUCCAAAAGAAAAAUUCUUCGAAAAAGUUAAUCUAUUACGAAGAGCUGUUGCCGUUAGUCAACAUCAUGAUGCUAUCACAGGUACUGAACGAAGUUAUGUGGUGGCUGAUUACAUUAGUAUGAUGAAAAAAGGAAGAGCUGCUACUAGUCCUGUUGUUACAGACAUUCUUGCUAAACUGAUUGGAGGAGAAACAAAUCCGCCAGAUCUUACUCUUAAUCUAGCUGAUUUGCUACUUCAUGCAAAAUCAGGAGAUAAGGUAGCAGCAGUUGUUUAUAAUAGCCUUGGAUGGAAUCGUCAGUCAUAUGUGUCGAUCUCAGUUAGUCGACACGAUCUUUCGGUGGUAGACAGUACUGGCAAGAUUGUUCCAAGCGACAUCCUUGUUUUUCCAGGUGGUGGAAAGAAUGAUGCUGAAGCAACACUUUAUUUUCGAGCAAAUGUGCCCCCGCUUGGCUUUCAAGUAUAUUACAUUCAAGUUGGGCAUGGCCACAUAACAAAACUGACAAAAGCUGUACCGUUGGAAGUUCGUGGGUUGUCUUCUGCAGUGGCUCCAAGACUUGAGAAUGAAUUUUAUCAGGUGAAUUUUUCAUCCACUACAGGCCGCAUGACUAGUAUAUUCAACAAACAAACAAAGAAAACUUUGUUUGUAAAUCAGAAUCUUUUUCAGUAUGUAAGUGCUUCUGAAUAUGGUCAGCAGGCGAGUGGUGCUUACAUAUUUCGACCAGCUCGAGACAAUUAUACUGUUAUAGUUCCUACCAAGGGCCACAGCUUGAUGUCUCAUGAUGUGCAUUUUUAUCAGUCAUUUCUUGAACAUCCCAUUGUUAUCAUGUCUCCUAAUGUGCCUGAUGAUCUGUUUGCCUUGUCUAUAGCCUCAAUGGAAUCAAAUAACAUGACUGUGAAUGCGUACCAUAUUGGAGGAGGCACAUAUAUUUCGUAUAACAUAACAGCUACUUUCUGGGCUUUUGAUUCUAAGACAAUUCCACCAGGCAGCCAGCUUGGAAGUUGGGAAAUUGGUUAUUCCGUGGGUAGAAGGUGCAAGACUUUUUUUGGCACUUUUGUGAAGCCUUUUCGUUUAAUACCUCGGUUGUUAGCAACUGUGAGGAUGAGCAAAAGCAAAAAUGAAGCAUAUGCUGCAAGUGCCUUCAACGUCUCAUUACAUGGGGCUUCAUUCAAUGUGUGCAGAGUUGAUGACUCCUUUUGGACACAGCAGAUUUUUGUUGACUGGAUUGCUUUUGAACCCAAUGCAUCAUUUUCAAGCAAUGUUGUUCAUGGUUCAAAAGAAUUGCAUGGCACUAAACCAGUGUCUUCCAGAUAUAUUUAUGUUGAACUUCCUGAUAACUUGUCAAUACAUGACGCUGGUGUAUUGGCUAUGGUAACGUGUGACUCACAAGUCUUGAUUGUGAGCGCUUCCUUGCAACGAGGAGACUAUGCUCCAACUUCUUUUGAAAUGGUGAUAGGAAAUAUUGAUUACGCACCUUGGGCAGGAGACAUUAAGGUUGAUUGGCUGCUCUUUGAACGGUCGACAUUACAGCUUCCUGUAACAUCUAAGCACAGCACAGUACAUGUAGCCAUCGGGUCUUAUGUUUCCGAAAUCAGACAGGACUUCAAACAUGGGUACAGUCAAGUAUUUAGAGUAUUUGGAUCUCGCAACGGGCAUGGGGAAGACUUAGCCGAUGACCAAUAUUAUGUGGAGAGUGAAUAUCUGCUUGGACCUAUUGAAAAAGGACGUGAAGUGAUUACAAGGUUUACAACUGAUUUGGUUACCAAUGGUACUUUCUAUACUGAUGAGAAUGGCUUGGAGAUGAAGAAAAGAGUGUUUGAUAUAAAUCGAUUUGAAAAAAUUGCAGGUAACUACUAUCCUCUGGUUGCUGCUUCAUAUCUUGAAAAUGUUAAGAGUGGUGAUCGUUUGACUUUUCUGUCUGACAGGGCUCAUGGCUGUUCAAGUCUUUCUGAUGGGGAAUUUGAAGUCAUGUUGCACAGGCGCUGUCUAAAGGAUGAUGGCUUUGGUCUUGGGCAGGUUCUGGAUGAUACCAGUAAAAUUAGAGCAAAGCUAUGGAUGAUCUAUUCUGAUAGUCCCAUGUCAUCUUAUCUUCAACGACGACUGGCUUUGCUGCUGGAGAAUCCAGUCACUCUUGCCUAUGCAAAUGUUAGCGAUCCUGCUCUAUGGUCACAUAGCUAUAAACAGUACUUCACGGGAUUGAAGAAGGAAUUGCCACCUAAUGUGCACUUGUUGUCUCUGCGGCCAGUGGCGGCAUCAAAAAGUGACCUCAUUUUGCGUUUGCAACACAUCUUUGAAGCUGAUGAACACCCAAAGUAUUCUCAUCCAGUUGAUAUUUAUUUAUCAGAACUGUUUUCUGGUAACUUUUCGGCAUCCAAUCCAGUUGAAAUGUCUCUCACUGCUAACGUUCUCAGAUCAGUUGCUAUGAAAGAACAGCUGAAAUGGAAAACAGGAGAUGGUGCGGAAUUUGAGAAUGAUCUGUGGACUUAUCACGACGACCAUUCUCAUCUCGUUAAACUCUCUCCUCGAGAAAUACGAACUUUCAUCAUCAAUGGAAGUUGAGAACAGCAACUUGCCUGUAACGACCACAGGGUCAUUCAGACCACAUGAGGCGUUGUUUAGUCUGUGAGUAUGUGUGUGGUCUUGUUAUGCUGUAGCUAAGAACUAAGGUUCUGAUUCAUGUUGAUAUGCUAUUUCACAGAAGUAUAUCUUGCUAGAACAAAGGUAGACAAUUUCAUGUUGGUAUGCUAUUUCACAAAAGUA